Molecule: messenger RNA, 4133 nt
Organism: Anas platyrhynchos (mallard)
Lineage: Eukaryota; Metazoa; Chordata; Aves; Anseriformes; Anatidae
Gene: ODAD2
Product: outer dynein arm docking complex subunit 2
Molecular function (GO): protein binding
Source: RefSeq, a predicted model, not a curated record
UGCACCCCAGCGCCGCCGCCCUCCCCUCGCCUCAGCGGCCGCCCCGCCGCCAUUGCCGCUGUUUACCCGCGGCUCCCGGCAACGGCCGCCGCGGGGCUCGGCCCCAUAGCAACGCCCGGGCCCGAGCGGCUCGGCGGGGCUCCGGGGUGCCCUCAGCUCGGUCCCGGCCGCUUUGCGGGGUCCCGGGGUCUCCUCAGCAGCGGGACCUUCCCCCUGCCGGCUCCUGCGGGUUUGGGGUGCCCCCCUGGCACCCCUCGGCUCGAAGAAAGGGUUUGGAGGCGGAGGGGGGUCGCUGGUGGGUGUUGUGUGGGGGCUCCCCAAAGCACGCGGGGCUGUGCGACCCGACAAGGAGAAGCCUUUAUUCUAACCCUAACAGGUCUGCGUCACCUCCGUCUAACUGAAUUAAUCAAGGUGUCCACCUUCAAUACAAGGCAAGACCAUGGGCGCAGCGUUGGCAAGAGCAGCUCAGUGGACUGCUGCUGGCUAUGGAACUGGCACACUUGAAAUCACCCCUUUGAAUGAAGCUCUUUUAAAUCAAAUCAUUAAGUUUGCAGAGGACUUCAGCACCAGACAUCCUCAGGAAGCAGUGGUUGUCUUCAAGGAGCCCCUGGAGUGGAAAACACAGUUGGACUCUUCAGCCUUUGGAGAGGGUUAUGAGAUUGAUGGAGAAACUGUUAAGUCUGAAGCCAGAGACGAGGAUGGCCAGCCCUUGCUUCUCCUCACUGCAUCAAAUCUCAGAGUUCGCAAUUUUGACCAGCUGUCCCGUUUGCUACAAAUUGCUAUGGAGAAAAAGUUGAAGGAAGCACAGGCUUGCCUUGAAGCUAACAGAGACCCUAUAGUGAAAAUUCUUGGCCCUGAAUAUGGGACUGUUGAAGGAGAAGAUAAGUCCAUGUUGCAUUUACUUGAUAAAGUGAAAAAAGUUGAUGACCCUGAAACAGAGAAGAAAAUGAAAAUUUUUAUUCUUCUUCAUCAGCUGGAUAUGCAACUCCUUAAUAGUUCUUUAAAACAGAUUUCAAAAGAUGUAAGACUAAGUCCAACUGCUGUAAAUAAUGAAGUGAAUCUUCUCAAGAAUUUCUCUGGGAAAGGAGAAGACACAGUACUGGAAUCACUGGAAUAUACAUCAGAUUACACGUUCUCUAAUGGAUGCAGAGCUCCUCCCUGGAGACAAGUGCAUGGAGAAAUUUGUUACUUAAUUAUCAAACCACAUGACACUGAUCCAUUGUGUAUCACUUGCAGCACGGCAGGAGUAUUUUUGAAUGGAGGUGAGCUAAAGAGUAAAGGUGACAUUGACUAUGAAAGAAAAAGUGACAUAUAUAAAGAUAUUGUUACAUUUUUAAGGGAGAGAUCACCUAGAUUUGUAGAAAAUAUGGCUAAGCAGGAAUAUACUUUUUUUAAAGAACCAACGUAUGAGAAAAAUUAUCAGCAUGUAGAAGCAGUUGAUGCUAAGGUCUCUGGCCAAUCCCAGAACCAUUAUGAUCACACAGAAAAGAAUAUACAUGAGAAAGUGAAAAGUUCCGUUGCAAAAAGCAAAUCCAUUGAAAAGAAGAAAUUAGAACCAUCUGUGAAGUGGAAGAAUACUGGGCUUUCUGCUGCCCGCAGUGCCAAAGCUGCAAAAAAAAUAAAUGAAGAACAACGGAGAAGUAGUAGUGUGUCUACAAAAUUCAAAAAGAAAGCCAGUUGUAUUUCUUCUGCAUCUGUUAAAAUGCAAUCAUCUUUGAAAUGGAAAGUAUCAAGCAAGUCUGAAGAAGUUAGUGAAAGUUCCUCAGAGACUGAGGAAGAUGAAGAACAGCCUGUACGUCAUCAGGAAGGAAACACUGAUUUGCCAUCAGAAUACUGGGGAAUUCAGAAACUUGCAAAAUAUUUAAAGGGAGGUAAUCCAACAGCUACAGUAAUUGCAUUGUGUUCAAUGAGAGAUUUCAAUCUGGCUCAAGAAACAUGCCAGCUGGCCAUCAGAGACAUUGGGUGUCUUGAAGUGUUAAUUAAUUUACUUGAUACAGAAGAAAUUAAAUGCCAGAUUGGUUCAUUAAAAAUCCUGAAGGAAAUUAGUCAAAAUACAUUGAUCAGACAUGCAAUUGCAGAUCUUGGGGGCUUAGAGAUCAUGGUGAAAAUAUUGGACUCGCCGGAUAAAGAACUAAAAUGUUUGGCAGCUGAAACAAUUGCUAAUGUUGCUAGAUUUAAACGAGCACGAAGGACAGUAAGGCUUCAUGGAGGAAUCAAGAGAUUGGUUGGAUUGUUGGCAUGUACUUCAGUAAGAUCAACUGGUCUAACACCAUCUCAGGCAAAAGAUACUGAAAUAGCACGCUGUGGGGCUUUAGCACUCUGGAGCUGCAGCAAAAGUACCAAAAACAAAGAAGCAAUCCGUAAAGCUGGAGGCAUUCCAUUAUUAGCUGAAUGGCUCAAAAGUUCACAUAAAAGCAUCCUAACCCCAGUUGCGGGGACACUACAAGAAUGUGCUUCAGAGCCAAGUUACAGACUGGCAAUAAGGACAGAAGGAAUGAUUGAGCACCUUGUGAAAAAUCUGAAUACUGAGCAUGAGGAGCUUCAGAUGCAUUGUGCUAGUGCCAUAUUUAAGUGUGCAGAAGAUAAAGAAACACGUGACCUGGUUAGACUGCAUGGAGGUCUACUACCACUAUCUACUCUGCUUGGUAACUCCGAAAAUAAACAACUUUUAGCAGCUGUGACAGGAGCAAUCUGGAAAUGUGCAAUCAGUGGAGAGAAUGUGUCAAAAUUUCAUGAUUAUAAAGUCGUAGAAGUUUUGGUAGGACUGCUCACUGAUCAACCUGAAGAAGUCCUUGUAAAUAUCGUUGGAGCACUGGGAGAAUGUUGCCAAGAACCAAGACAUCGAGCUAUUAUCCGUAAAUGUGGCGGAAUACCACCCCUAGUGAAGUUACUCACUGGAACCAAUCAGGCACUGCUUGUGAAUGUAACAAAAGCAGUGGGAGCGUGUGCAACAGAACCUGAAAAUAUGAUGAUAAUCGACCGUUUAGAUGGAGUUCGUUUGUUAUGGUCGUUGUUGAAGAAUCCUAAUCCAGAUGUUCAAGCAAGUGCAGCUUGGGCUAUUUGUCCAUGCAUUGAAAAUGCUAAGGAUGCUGGGGAGAUGGUUCGGUCCUUUGUCGGUGGCUUGGAACUGAUAGUCAAUCUGCUAAAAUCAAAGAAUAAAGAAGUUUUAGCAAGUGUAUGUGCAGCCAUUACAAAUAUAGCUAAAGAUAAAGAAAAUUUAGCUGUUAUAACAGAUCACGGAGUCGUCCCUCUGUUGUCUAAACUAGCAAACACAAACGAUGACAAAUUAAGACGUCACUUAGCAGAGGCCAUUUCUCACUGUUGCAUGUGGGGAAGCAAUAGAGUUACCUUUGGAGAGAGCAAGGCUGUAGCUCCCUUAGUGCGUUACUUGAAGUCAAAUGAUCCUUUGGUUCAUAGAGCUACAGCCCAGGCUUUAUAUCAACUUUCAGAGGAUCCCAGCAACUGUAUCACCAUGCAUGAAAACGGAGUGGUGAAGCUCCUACUGACUAUGGUGGGCUCUACAGAUGAAACUCUGCAGGAGGCAGCAGCUGGUUGCAUAGCAAACAUUCGCAGAUUGGCUCUAGCAACAGAAAAAGCGAAGUAUGGCUGAUGCCUCAACAGCUUUUACCAACACCCUCGUUCUGAAAUCCAGCUACAUCUGAAUGCACGAUUGCUUCUUCUAGCACAUGUCAUAGAACAGCUCAUUUAAAUUAGAAUAAUUUAAUAACAAAAAUUCAUCUGUGGAAAAUGGUAUUUGUUUUCAUAUUGACGGUUUGUCACACCUGGGGUUUAGAAAAUGCUCACACCUAGUUUUCUGGAUCUUUUAGUAUUGCAUCUUUUAAAAGACUACCAGAUAAGAUAUGACUAAGGUGAUUUCUACAAUUAGUAAGACUGUAUUUGAAACUAGUUGUGGAUAUAAAUGGUUUUGUGUACCUGUGACGUUGCAAUAAAUACAUUUUCCAUCACCAUGUGUGGCGUUGGGUGGUAAUUUAUGAAUGUCUCGAAUAAUUCCUUUGUGCUAAAUUUGUCUAAUCAUCCUGUCAUUAUGUUUUUGCCUGUUUGAUCACUUGCAACUCACAGGAGAGGGCAAAAUACAGAUACAUCAAUCUCACAUCUGGUGUACUGCAAACAGC